This is a messenger RNA of Sporisorium graminicola, 678 nucleotides long. RefSeq lists its product as uncharacterized. The transcript has a single exon. The record is from RefSeq and is a predicted model, not a curated record. NCBI's taxonomy places the organism in Eukaryota, Fungi, Basidiomycota, Ustilaginomycetes, Ustilaginales, Ustilaginaceae. The coding region runs from base 1 to 678 and encodes 225 amino acids.
AUGGAGACAAGUAAACGCGAAGAUCCGCUGGACGCCAUCUCGUCGCCGAGCAACCCGGCGCACUGGUACGCCUACGCCUCGUCGGCCUUCCUCGUGUCGCUCUCGGUGCCCCUCCUUCUCUUCCCGCGACUGCUGCUGCUGCUGUCGACACCGCGCGGGGCGGUGGGGCAACCCUCCAAUGGCGGAGACAGCCAGAGUGCCAUCAGUGCCAUCGGGCCUGAACUCACGCCGCUCGAGCGCUACGCCUCGCACACGAAUGCCAUCUCGAUGCUUGCCGUAGCCGCACUUGUGCUCGUGCUCUCCGGCGCGAUUCCCGUCUCCACCGCGCCCAUGCCCGACAGCGCUUCGGCGGGCAAAUCGCCGUUCCGCAUCCCCACUGUCGUCGUCACCGCGCUCUACUUUGCCGCCAACGCCUUCACCGCCUGGACCCAGUCCGGCCCGCGCGUCGCUGCGUCCAAAGCCAACCCGGCCGACCUGGGCAUCGGCACCUUCGGCAAGGUCGUCGGCAUCGCCCACGCCGGCUUUGCCUUCUGGGGCUUCGGCGUCUUCUUGUUCGGAAACGAUCUCACCAGGAACAGGAAGAAGGCCGGCGACAGCAGCGCCAAGGACAAGUCCGUCAGCAGCUUUCCCUUCAAGAACCAAUACGCAAGCGAGGAGAAGGCGAAAAAGUCGAGCUGA